AUGAGCGAAAAGUCACAAAAAGUAACCAAUGUUAUCUUAGCAGUUGGUGGAGCAGCUUUAGGAAUAUUCAUCUUUACUAAAUAUCGUAAGAGUAUUCUGCAAAAGCUUUCAUAUACGAAACGCAGAAUUUUGCAUGAUUUCAUUAAAAUACCGCGGACCAAAUUUCAAGUACAAUUAAUUAACGACGAAAAAGAAUGUGCUUUAUUCAUUGAACAACUUAGGAAACAUUGCUUUGACUUUCCGGUUGUUGGAUUUGAUUGCGAAUGGGUUACAGUUAACAAUCAAAGAAGAAAAAUAGCUUUAAUUCAAUUAUGUUCGAUAAAAGGUUUUUGUGCACUUUUUCGUGUUAGUAAAUUUUCAAAUAUUCCAAUUGAAUUGCGAAAUAUUCUUGAAGAUCCUACCAUUAUAAAAACGGGAAUAACGCCUGAACACGAUGCAAAUUAUUUGUUUCAAGAUUACGCAAUAAUGAUGAAAGGAACAUUUGACUUGAGAUUUUUAGCACUUUUAGCGGAUGAAAAAGCUGAAGGACUUGGAAAACUUUCAAAAGCAAUCCUUGGAAUAGAAUUGGAUAAGAACUGGCGUGUCAGAUGUUCCGAUUGGGAAAUUGAAACACUUAGUAAACAGCAAAUUGAUUAUGCAGCAAAAGAUGCUUUUGUCGCCAUCGAAAUUUUUCAUGAAUUAUACAAAACCAUAAAACCGAACGAAAGUCGUCAUGAGGAAAUUAAAACAUUCUGCGACACUUAUACAGAUAUAAAAUUUAAAAACAAAUUGAAUAACUUUGGAGAAAAUGAUCGAAAGUUAUUAAAUCCAAAAAAUUCAAGAUUUGGAAAAAAUGUUUAUCGAGCUUACACAACACGUUCAACUCCUUACUAUGAUAAUUGUCAUUUACAAGCCCCAGAUGGUGAACUUCUUUGUACCUGUGAUUAUAAAAAAGCAAUUUGGUAUGUAAAGAAGGAACGCGGAGUUGUAAUAAGUGAAGAUCCAAUUUACACAGUACGAUUAAAUUUUGAGCCAGCUGGACGGGCUGUAGGAGAGGUCGGUGAAUAUUACAAAUGUCAAAGAGAUAAUUGUUGUGUCGUUUGUGGCAAAACAAACGAAUUGAUACGAAAAAACGUAGUUCCACGUGAAUAUCGGAAAUUUUUUCCUGAAGUGAUGAAAUCAAAGACCAGUCACGAUGUUUUGUUGUUAUGUUUCAUGUGCCAUCAACGUUCGAAUAUUACUGAUUUAAAAAUGCGACAAUCACUUCAAAUGGAAUGCGAUGCACCAUUAAGUGGACUUACAAAUGUUGAACUUUCUGAUGCUGCCAAGAAAUUAAAUCAAGAACAAAAAAUCGCUCGUGCAUUAAUGAAUCAAGAAAUCCCAGAAAAGCGAAAAGCAGAAUUGAAACAAAUGCUUCAGAAAAUGUACGAAAACAAAGAAAUUAAUGAUGAACUUUUGUCUGAGAUUCUUUCCAAGAAACCAAUAAAAAUUAACUUUGAGAUGCCAUCACAUGGAGAAAUUGUGGUAAAGAAAUUUAUUGAAAAUGGUGGACUCACUCAAUUAGAGAAACGUUGGCGUCAACAUUUUCUUGAUGUUAUGGAACCAAAACAUAUGCCAAAGUUGUGGAGCGUAAAUCACAACAUUAAUCGGCUGGAAAUCCGAGCAAGCGAAGGAAGAAUUAAUUCUGAAGAAUUAAAAAUUGCAGGAGUUGAUGCUGUAAUUUUACCAAAAGCAUCGCAACUUUCUUCUGUCUCUGUUGAUGAUAAUAAUGAAGAAGACAACAUUGAUUCGUCAUCAGAUUUUGAAUAUCAUUCAGCUAUUGGAUCAAACGAUUCACAUUCAAAACCUGUUGAUCUUGAUCGAACGAUUACUGAAGAAAAUUAUUAUUCUGAUGGUGCCAGCACAAAAAGUUUCUACGAGACUAUAAAAAGUGAUGGAUCAACACUUGAUGACUUUCAUUCAUUUGCUUCAUCUUUCAAUGAACAUCCGCUUGAUGAUUUUGAUGAAAGCUGUUCAUCACUUUCGUCGGAUGAAAAUUCUCUCGAUUCGGAUACUGAAAAAACGUCGAUGACAAAGAUUGGAACAUUUAUCACUCCAAUUGUGGAGCCAAUUGAUGGAAGACUUGUCGGUGGAGCUAACGUAGGAUUGGGAUUAGUUCCAUUCAUGGCUUCUUUGAGAACUCUUCAAAAUUUACAUUUCUGUGGUGGUUCAAUUUUGACAAAUCGUUGGAUUUUAACUUCAGGGCAAUGUGUCUUUGGUCGUGCUCUUAAUUCAAUUAAUGUCGUUGUUGGAACUGUCACGUUAAAUGCGGGUGGUGUCACUAUUCGUAGUACUAAUAUUACGAUUCACCCGGGAUAUAACCCAGCAACUCUCAUCAAUGAUGUUGGUCUUAUUUUCGUGGCUUCAAAUAUUGCACUUUCAAAUAAUGUCCAAUUGGGUGCGAUAAGUGCAAACAUCAUAGGCCAAGGAAUGUCAGCUCAAGUAUCUGGAUGGGGUUCUAAUGUGCUAGGCGGUGGAGUUUCUUCCAACAAUUUACUUCGUAUGACAACAAAUAUCAUUUCAAAUGCUGAAUGCAGAUCGAGACACUCGAGAUUUGACGAAAGUCGUGUCACUAAUGACAAAAUUUGCACAUUUACUCGUUCAGAUGAAGGCACUUGUUAUGGUGAUGAAGGUGGUGCACUUGUCGUUAAUGGUUUAAUUGCUGGAAUAGCAUCUUGGCAAGUAGCUUGCGGUCAGGGAAUACCCGACGUUUAUGAACGCAUUGCUCCACAUCGCUUAUGGAUUUUAGGCAUUAUUGGAUAAUUUGUUUUCCUUUUUGUGAAAAAUAAGAGUGUUCAAUAAAAGCUUUUAUAAUCCAAAAAUA
This is a messenger RNA of Clunio marinus, 2842 nucleotides long. The record is from the annotation of a GenBank genome assembly. NCBI's taxonomy places the organism in Eukaryota, Metazoa, Arthropoda, Insecta, Diptera, Chironomidae.